Molecule: messenger RNA, 1536 nt
Organism: Xenopus laevis (African clawed frog)
Lineage: Eukaryota; Metazoa; Chordata; Amphibia; Anura; Pipidae
Gene: myoz3.L
Product: myozenin 3 L homeolog
Exons: 6
Coding region: 370-1188 (272 amino acids)
Cellular component (GO): actin cytoskeleton; Z disc
Molecular function (GO): actin binding; telethonin binding; FATZ binding
Source: RefSeq, a predicted model, not a curated record
AAAAAGACUGAAGGAGACACAGAGGGGACCCAGCGAGGAAGCAACUGCACAUAUUAUCACACAGGAGGGAGGGAGAAAAGAAAGUUCAUAAAAGAUAGACAGUGACAGAUGUACAAUAUAGUGAAGUAGAGGAGAAGGGUAAGUCAGAAUACAGAUCACUGGAGACUGGAGAAGGCUGAUGCAGACUGUGAUGGAUUAAAAUAAUUUGUUAAACAUUACUGAGAUAUACACAAGCAAGUACAACUAGGAGUAAAAGGGAGAUACAACUAAAUAUACCUGCUCUGAAGGAAACUGUUCGACCCAAGGACAUAUACAGACAGACAAGGAGAAGAUAUAGAGAAGCUGAUCUCCAUAAACAGCCAGAAAAAAAUGAAUCCUUCCCCAUUGGAUACGAUGAGGGGGCCCAAGGCAAAAGCAGCAGCAAUAGUGAGAGAACUCACAGGGCAGGCCCCACAGCUAGAUGGGCAGCUAGACCUGGGCAAGAAGGUGAGUGUCCCUCAAGAUUUGAUGUUGGAAGAGCUUAACCUGAAGCGCAAUCGUGGCUCCUGUAUGUACUUGGAGAGACAGAAGCGAGUGCAGAGAUAUACAUUUGAAUACCCACCACACCAAAUCAAUGCAGGCAGCAAUAUGAAUCUCAUACAGUCUGUUCAAACAGCAAAUGGUGAUCACACAACAGCUAAUGAAGGAAUGCAUAGGGGGGAGCGGUUUCACUCAGAGAUCUUAAUACCUAGAGGAGACAGCAAAACUCCCCCCAAUGUACCCAAAAAGACUGCAAAAGUCUUACAGAUGAAGAUGUGCCUCAAUCCAGGGGCAAUAGCACCAGGUUACUCAGCCCCUUGGAAAGAGAUUCCUUAUGAGAAGUUUAAUAGCACAGCCAUCCCCAAGUCAUACAUUUCGCCAUGGGUUGAGGAGCAGAACGUAGAAACAAUGGUAUCUGUUACUGAAUCCCUACCUGAACCCCCGAAGACUCCUCUUAAUGUCACAUACCACAGCUUUAACAGCACUCCAAUCCCUUUUGGGAGUUUAUCAGUACUUGAUAAUACAAAUGCUCCUACAAUGUUUGAAGAACUACAAGCUCAGAUAGAGGAGGCCACCAGCGGACUGGAACUAAUGUGCCAAAGACCCAGCUUCAACAGGACACCCCGGGGGUGGGCAAUGAAAUUCAUACCUGAGACGGCAGACCUGUAGUUGUCUGAUUUUCUGGAGCACAUGUAUUAGCUUUUCUAUAAUAUUUGCUUUGACUUAGAUCUUGUAUGCAUUGAUAGGUCUUAGCUAAAUACAUGCAGCCAUUUAUCUCUGUGUGCUGUUUGUAUUCAGGAGUCUGUGUACUAAAGUGCAUUAAAAUUCAAAUUAAGUAGAUUUUCUUUUAUAAAUAUUGCAAAUUGGUAUAGCAAAAUGGUGUCAAAUGUAUUGUUGUAAUAUGACAUGCCAAAUGAAUAAACCAAUCUCAUGAACUCUUGCAAAAAAAUACAGGUAUGGGACCUGUUAUCCAGAAUGCUCGGGAUCACGAGCAUCUUUCUUGUAAUUUGGUUCUUC